This is a messenger RNA of Thunnus maccoyii (southern bluefin tuna), 1720 nucleotides long. Its product is annotated as NACHT, LRR and PYD domains-containing protein 1 homolog. Bases 12 to 830 code for a protein of 272 amino acids. The transcript has 7 exons. Lineage: Eukaryota; Metazoa; Chordata; Actinopteri; Scombriformes; Scombridae. The record is from RefSeq and is a predicted model, not a curated record.
GGCCUCUGAGAAUGUGUGCCUCUUGUGGCGGUGUCAUGGACUCCAACUGGACAGCAGCCACACCUGAACGCAGAACAGGGAAUGCUCUCCCGACCUACAGGAUGCAGUCUGAGGCAGGACACUUCAAAUGCAGUGUGUCUGGGCUGCGCUGGGUUUGUAAGAAAAAAGUCAAUUUCACAUACCAGUUUAGAUCUUGGGAGGAACACAGACAGAAGCUGAAUAUGGUGCAUUGCAAACCAGGAGGUCCCCUGAUGUAUAUCACUGUCACUGACGGAGAGCUUGAUGAAGUGCAUCUCCCACACUGGGUCUGUGUAGAUGGCUUCCCUAAAGUUUCAGACAAGUUUGCAGUUCUACACAAAGGACAAUCUGGAAACUUUCUAGAAGAAGUGUCUGAGGUCACAUCCUCACAUGUCAGAUUACUCCAGCCCAGCAGCUUCUCUACAAAUGGAGUCCUGGUAACAGCUGAAUCUCCAGUGAAAGCCCACUGUAACGUGUUGAUUUAUCAGACGAACCAGAAGAAACUCACACUACACAUUCAUCUGAUUGCUCAUGAUCCUGCUCGACAACAGGAAUUGGAGCAAAUGGAAAGGGCCCGUGGAUCCAGAAUGAUUCAAAAGCCAAACCCAGAGAAGUCACUAAAAAUGCUGGCUUCAUACAUCCUCACAACUGAUGCAGACGCUGCAAAAAUUUCUCCUGUGGUACUCGGUACACCAAAUUUCUUUAAGGUGUUCAUUAAAAAUGCAGACAGUGACUUCAAGCUCACACUACAAGAUGAAAAGAAGCACAUUGUAUGGACCUGUGCAAUUUCAAAAGAUGAGUACCAAAACUAAAACAGUGGAGACAAACACCAUGAGGAGGUAACAAAAGGAGGAGCAUUCUGAAGAAUUACAUCACACUGAAAUUGUAAGAGAAGAGUCACAAAAUGACUGAACAUCUGUAUAUUCUGACUUAAGUCUUCGCAAAGAAUCUAUUCUGUGAUUUAUUUUAUAUCUUAGGUUCCAGAUUUUAGCUUUUUUUUUUUUAAAUGAUUUUAAAUUUAAUUUGAAUUUCUGAGAUUCAUGAAACUAUAAGAAGCAACACACAAACAAAGAAAACAAAGAAAAAAUAUAUUCUUACUGUAAAAUAAUUGCAAUAUUGGGCUUUUCAAUGUUAUCUUUCCUUUCUUCAAUAUAAAUAUUCAUUGUUUUGCAAGACAUGUCAAGAAAACCCAAUUAAAUGGUGAAGGACACACUUUGGUGCAUUUUUUAAAGGCACAGAUUAUGUUGUUUUAAAUGUGUUUCAUAUUGCAUUGCACAGUUUUUAAGAAAACAUGUAUGGAAAAACGUGACUUGAGGUUUUGCUGCAGUGUGUUUGACUAACGACUAAGAAAACAAUAACUAUAUAUUAAUGUUAUUAAUGAAAAGAUUGAAGGUUUGUUCUGUUUGAUUAGUACAACCAAAAAACCCAACGAAAUGUCAUCAGCUAAAUGGUUAGACCAGAAUAAUGACAUGACAAGUGUUUUAAUAUAAGAUGGGUCAAUUACUUUAAUCCUGUGUCAUUGAUUUUUUUUUCCCCAUGUUACCUCUGUCCUUUUUUAAUUUUAUCUCUAUAACAAAAUAAGUAUAGUCUGUAUCUCAUCUGUUUUCAUUUUCUCAUGAGUCAAAAAAAAAGAAAAUCAAAAUAGAUCAGUAAUUGAUGAUUGUAAACAUCUACAACUGAGACAUUUUCUUACUUUCUUAAA